Messenger RNA from Fraxinus pennsylvanica, 1278 nucleotides. Lineage: Eukaryota; Viridiplantae; Streptophyta; Magnoliopsida; Lamiales; Oleaceae. The record is from the annotation of a GenBank genome assembly.
AUGGCAAGCGAUGCAGCAAUAGAAGUUCCGGCGGCGUUGGAUGAAGCAGAGGAGGUGGCAGAGAAGCAGCCGCACAAACUGGAGAGGAAGUGGACGUUCUGGUAUGACAACCAAUCGAAACCGAAACAGGGCGCCGCCUGGGGCAGCUCUCUUCGCAAUGUCUACACUUUCGACACCGUAGAAGAAUUCUGGUGGUUCCUCGAAAACCUAGAUAUGGAGGUCAAGGCUCCAUCGAACGAGCCUGUUUCUUCUUCUAAUUUUCUUACUAAAUGCGAGAAUGUAUCAAACGGACCUGAUUACGAUCCUCUUGUUCCAUCAAUCACUACCAGACUUGAACCAAUCACUCCCGAGGAAUUGCUGGGUCAUCUCCUUGCUCAUGAAGCACGACUCCAGCAUCACUCUCAUACAAGCCUUCUCUCCAACGAGGUUUCAGCCAACUAUACUGCCAAACAACACUUUGCACAACGUGGUAGUCGAGGUCUAAACCGUGGUGGACGUUACCAAUACAGAGGUCGUGGUGGUCGCGGUAAUCGUAGUGCCCGUGGUCCAUCGCUAGGUAACAAUGAAACUGGCUCCACCACUCGCAUUGUUUGCCAGCAAUCAUCAUCCUCACAACCCCCUAGACAAUCAAAUUUACCUUCCAUUUUAGGCCCUCCUCCCACUCCUCUAAAUCCAUCACCUUUAUCUUCUCCUGCUCAAUCAUCAUCAACGCAGUCCUCUUCCAUGCAUGUUACUCAGCCACCUGCACUCUCAAUGGUAACAAGGUCUCGAACAGGUUCUACUCGACCACGGCAAUUCACGGAUGGUACCAUAAGGUGGCCUCCACCAAAAGCCUUUUUCUGUGACAAGUCUGAUGUUCCCGAAAGUUCGCAAGCAACUUGGAAUUGGCGAUUCUAUACGUCCUGGCCAGGGUCAGAGAUGGUUUCCUGUCGAAGGAAGCCAUUAUAUGCUGUUUUAAAGGAAUUUUGUUCGAGUAUUGUGGCAGGAUGCAAGUGGAAGCAGAGGACAAAAUGUAGUGAAGAAAUUCUAGCUGUUACUUUCUGUCGCCACUGGAGCCAUAAAGGACUAUCUAAAUUGAUUCUUAAGAAUGGAAGCGAUUCUGGAACCUAUGACACGGGAGGAAGGUUUGCAAGCAAAAUGGAAAGGGUGAUUCUAUACGUCCUGGCCAGGGACAGAGAUGGUUUCCUGUCGAAGGAAGCCAUUAGACGCUGUUUUGAAGGAAUUUUGUUCGAGUAUUAUGCCAGGAUGCAAGUGGAAGCAGAGGACAAGAUGAAAUGA